AUGACUACUACUAAGUCCAUACAAAGCAGUGCAAGGAAUCCUUCCUCCUGGGAUCCUCAGGAUGACGUGCUCUUGCGCCAUUUGAAAGAAGUUAAGAAGUUAGGCUGGAAAGAAAUUGCACAGUACUUCCAAAAUCGUACUCCUAACGCUUGUCAAUUUAGAUGGAGACGUUUGAAGUCUGGUAACUUAAAGACUGGACAUGUUGCUGCUGUUGGGCCUGUUACUGGAGCUGUGCCGCGGGGAUCUGGGUCUCGUUCGAAUAGCGGCAGUUCUGCGGCGAUAGGAGGUAUUGGAGAGAGCAGUGGCGGUAACACCAGUAGCAGUGACUCUGGAAGAAGUAUUUCUGUGAAUGAAGCUACUGGCUCAAGAAGAUCAGGCUCCGCGGCCGCCGUUACCGAUGAACCUGGGGGCGAUCACAAGGAGAGCGGAAGUUUGGCUGGAGCGCCGCAAACUAUGUUAUUUGGUAGUGUUGCGGCUGGGGCUACAGGUAAGUUUGCGAAGCCUAGGUCAUAUUCGUUUAACUCUACGAGUACCUCGGUGGGCCAUAGAAACGGUGCCAACGGUGCUGAUGAAAACGGCGGGUUGCGUGCUCAAGAUGAGGAGAAUAUCGGUCUUAUUCCUAAGAUUCUAAUCAGGUCUAGACGUGGCUCUGUAGUUCAGCAGAGUCAACAACAGCAGCAGCCGCUGUAUGUUGGAUCUUCUCCAUCCGCUGUGGCCACAGCAUCUGCUAAUCUAGCCACAUCGUUGGGUACUACGUUAGUUAACUCAAAGGCAAGGAAAGACUCUUUUUCAUCGAGAUCAAGGAGGUCGUCUAUUCAGACCGAGCAUAGACGUUUGUCUGUUUCCCAGGUGGUAAACAUUACUCCAUCUCGUCGUCCUUCUGUUAUAACAGCUCCAAUUUCUAUUGGCAAUAUGUUCAACUCUGAAAGGCGGGAUUCUUUCACCCUAGGCAAAGAAACUUCAACCUCCAGCUCAAGAAGAGGUUCAGUGAUACUUCCAGCCAGGUCGCUUUCUCCAAGCUUUGCUGAUUUGCCUAGGCACAUGCGCUCGCACCACCAGCAGAAGCUGCAACAUCCUCAGUCAGUCUUGGCACCAAAUUCGUCUACUUUGCAGAAGCCUUGGUUGCCUGAAGAGGAUGAGUUGCUUCAAGCACGCUACGAGCGCAAGUUAUCGCUUGACGAGCUUUCUAUUUUGUUGCCUCAUCGUUCGGAUAAGGAAAUCCAGUGGAGAAUUGAUUCCAUUUCUCCUCUGGUAUCGUCAACAGUUAAUCGCUCUACUCCAGCCUCUCCAUUCAGAGGAGAACGCGAACGCUCCUUUAAUGAUGACACUGCCAUUGAAGAAGAUGAAGACGACCGUAAUGACGAGUUCAAGGACUAUACGCCUGUUGACCAUGAAAACAAUGCCUCUUCUAAAUCAUGUCACUCUGGUGCACAGAAACAAACGUCGCCUAUAUUCUUUACCAAGAGCAAGGAAAAUUCUCCAACUACUAGUGAUGGAACUGCGAGAUCUAAUACUACGAUUCCUACUCAGAACGGUGACCCUAAUAGUAAGGUUAUGAAUUUUGGCAGCCAUGCAACAAGUAAUAAAGGCACUAUCCCUAAUAUAGAGUAUCCAAUGCCACCUAAUAAUGAGUUUCAUAGCAUGAUGAUUCACCAUAGUCAUCACCACCAUCCACAACCAGCUGCUAUUCCACUGCCAAGUCUGAACAGCAUUUUCAAGAAUGUGCUAUAA
Messenger RNA from Eremothecium sinecaudum, 1731 nucleotides. Its product is annotated as SANT/Myb-like DNA-binding domain-containing protein. The record is from RefSeq and is a predicted model, not a curated record. The coding region runs from base 1 to 1731 and encodes 576 amino acids. The transcript has a single exon. Lineage: Eukaryota; Fungi; Ascomycota; Saccharomycetes; Saccharomycetales; Saccharomycetaceae.